Cryptomeria japonica (Japanese cedar) is the source of this 1170-nucleotide messenger RNA. Its product is annotated as large ribosomal subunit protein eL6. Gene Ontology annotation, biological process: cytoplasmic translation; ribosomal large subunit assembly. The record is from RefSeq and is a predicted model, not a curated record. Bases 267 to 971 code for a protein of 234 amino acids. The transcript is spliced from 4 exons. Lineage: Eukaryota; Viridiplantae; Streptophyta; Pinopsida; Cupressales; Cupressaceae. Gene Ontology annotation, cellular component: ribosome; cytosolic large ribosomal subunit. Gene Ontology annotation, molecular function: structural constituent of ribosome; RNA binding.
GUGAAAAAACUGGCAUUCCGGUAGAAAAAUAUAACGAAACCCUAGGUAUAGGAUACCAAAGCAGAGAACGAAAUACUCCACGGAACAGCGAGAAAAUAAAGACGGCGACGGCCAAAUCGAACGGCCAGCAAGUUUUACCUUAUAUUUUAGUGCAUUCUAAAACCUAAAACCUAAACCCUAAAAAACAGAAGGAUAGGAAGGACGACAGGAAGGAGGAAACACAGAGCAGGAAGUAGGGAGGAGGAAGGAGAAAAAACAGAGCAAAAAUGGCGGCCAAGAGAGUGAAUCCCCGAUCCACAAGAAACAAAGAUUUAAUAAGGGGCGUGGGUAGGUUUUCCAAAUCUAAAAUGUAUCAUAAGCGUGGCCUUUGGGCCAUUAAACAGAAAAAUGGCGGCUCAUUCCCGCAACACGGCAAGCCCACAGCAGAGUCAGCAGUCGAUGAGAAGAAGAAGUCUCCUAAAUUUUACCCAGCGGAGGAUGUGCCCAAGCCUCUCAUUAACAAGAGGAAGCACAAGCCCACCAAACUAAGGGCUAGCAUCACCCCGGGGACUGUUCUGAUCAUUCUGACAGGCCACUUCAAAGGAAAGAGAGUUGUUUUCCUUAAACAGCUUGAAUCCGGGCUUCUUCUCGUUACAGGUCCAUUCAAGGUUAAUGGCGUGCCGACAAGAAGAGUGAACCAGGUCUAUGUUAUUGCAACUUCUACAAAGAUAGAUGUGAGCAAUGUUGAUGUUAGCAAAUAUGAUGAUAAGUAUUUUGAAAGGGAGGUUGAGAAAAAGAAGAAGACCGAGGAGCAAUUUUUUGAGGCAGAGAAAAAGGCAACAAAGUCUGUAGCUCCACAUAGAAAGGAGGACCAGAAAGCACUUGAUGAACAAGUACUGAAAGCUGUUGAAGCGGUUCCUGAUUUGAAGCAUUAUUUGUCAGCAAGAUUUUCUUUGAGAUCAGGAAUGAAACCCCAUGAACUUGUUUUUUAAGGGACUAUCAAAAUGAAAGACCAUUUUCCCUGAGUUGAGACAGUUAAUGCGUUUUGGUAGAAUGUGUUUUAGGCAGCUGGCACUGAACUAUCUCUAGCUUUGUUUUGGCUAAAUUUUGUUAUAGCUAUCAGAUUAUUUAAUUGUAAGUUCAUUUAUAGUAAAUUCCUGAGCUUAUAAAGUUUCUUAACUAUUUCUGUCA